UGAUAUAGUUAGUUUCAAUCACAGCACGAGUGCAUGGUCAAACAAUAGGUCUUCUUGUGAAUUCGUGUCGGACAUUUGUUUGGAACAAGAAAAAAAGUCAUGGAGUUCUUCGUAACAUGGGGUUGGCGGAAUUGAUAUAAACUAGACCAUGCAUUCUCCGAAAUGGAUUUUGUGCAAAUCCAUGUACAGUUGGAGAACAUUUUUAUUCAUAGACCUCUUCUCAAGAUGGGCAUGUUGUAACGGAUAUGAGCAAGACCAUGCUUUCUCGGAAAUGGUUUCCUUUAGAUUUCAUUCAUAGAUGCAACGAUUUGAGGUCCUUCAAACAAAUCCAUGCGCAACUUUUAACAUCUGGUGUGGUUCGUGACGAGUUGGUUGUUAACAGAGUUGCUGGGUUCUUUGGGAAAUUUGUUGAGUUUGGUGAAUAUGGCUGUGAUCUUUUGAAGCAAAUUGAUUGUCGCAUAAGCUCAUUCCCGUCUAAUUUGCUGAUAACUGGCUAUGCUGGUAGUGACACGCCGAGGGCGGCAGUAUUGGUCUAUAGGAGGAUAGUGAGAGAGGGAUUUAUGCCUGACAUGUACACUUUUCCGGCGGUUCUGAAAUCUUGUGCUAAGUUUUUGGGGAUUGGGGAGGGUAGACAGGUUCAUGGGGUGAUUGUAAAAGUAGGAUUUUUAGGUGAUCUAUUUGUGCAAAACUCGCUUGUCCAUUUCUACAGUGUUUGUGGUGAUUUUGCCGUUGCUAGUAGGGCGUUUGAUGACAUGCCUGUGAGAGAUGCGGUGUCUUGGACUGGUUUGAUAUCUGGGUAUGUGAGAGCAGGGUUGUUUGGUGAGGCUGUAGCUUUAUUUUCGAGGAUGGAUGUCGAGCCAAGUAAAGCAACUUUUGCCAGUGUUCUUGUGGCUUGUGGGCGAAUGGCGUAUUUGAGUUUGGGGAAGGGGAUUCAUGGCUUGAUUUUUAAGCGUGUAGGGGUGGGUUUGGUGGUAGGCAAUGCUAUCGUGGAUAUGUAUGUCAAGUGUGAGUGUUUGUUUGAGGCAAAGCAAAUCUUUGAUGAGCUCCCUGAGAGAGAUAUUGUAUCAUGGACUACUAUGAUUAGUGGCUUGGUGCAAUGUAAACGUCCCAAAGAGUCGUUGGAAUUUUUUCACAAAAUGCACACUUCAGGCAUUGAACCUGAUAGGGUUAUACUCACUAGCGUGCUGUCAGCUUGUGCGAGUCUUGGGGCUCUUGAUUAUGGCAAAUGGAUCAAUGAGUAUAUUGAUCUUAGGGAUAUCAAAUGGGACGCCCAUAUUGGAACAGCUAUGAUUGACAUGUAUUCUAAGUGUGGCUGUGUGGAGAUGGCAUUACGGACCUUCAAUAGGAUGCCUUAUAAGAAUGUGUAUACAUGGAAUGCCUUGCUAGGCGGUUUAGCAAUGCAUGGACAUGGGCAUGAUGCACUCAAACAUUUUGAAGAAAUGAAUAGAUCUGAUACGAGGCCCAAUGAGGUGACAUUUCUAGCCAUUUUGACAGCUUGCUGCCAUUCUGGCUUGGUUGAAGAAGGUCGUAGGUACUUCUAUCAAAUGAUAAGUCAACAAAAUAAUCUUUCUCCAAGGUUAGAACACUACGGAUGCAUGGUUGAUAUGCUGUGUCGGGCUGGACACUUGGAUGAAGCGCAGGCGCUGAUAAAAUCUAUGCCUAUGCCACCUGAUGUGCUGAUAUGGGGAUCUCUUCUUAGUGGCUGUAAUGCCAGUGGAAUUGUUGAACUCUCUCAAGAAGUAUUAGAUCGCCUCCAGGAACUUGAGUCUCAAGAUAGUGGGAUAUAUGUGCUCCUAUCUAACAUAUAUGCUACUAAUCAACGAUGGGCUGAAGUAACAAGGGCACGAAGGUUGAUGAAGGAGAACGGUAUAAAAAAGGCCUCUGGAUCAAGUGUUAUAGAGGUGGAUGGUACGGCUCAUGAAUUUCUGGCUGGAGAUACUAGCCACCCUCAGUAUGAGGAUGUUCAUCAAUUGUUAAACAUCCUUGCUAAUAAAGUCUAUCUUGAAGGGCAAUUUGCAGACCCAUUCUUGAUAACAUGAGUGUGUUUUUAUUACAAAGUUGAAGAGCUUUUUCUUUUUCAAAAGUUUUGUUUUUUUAAUGUAACUUCCUAACAACUUAAGCCUUUUACAUGUUUUCCGAGAUUGUACUCUGAGUUCCAUUAAGGGACUUCGAGAUUGCAUUUGUCAUCUAAUAAUUGGGACAGGCAUGUAGAAAAGAGCAAUAGAUUUGAGCAUUAGUGUUAAGUGCGUAUUUUGUGGUUACUUUAUCUAGCCUAAGUGAUUUUUUGAGCGUAUGAAGAUAAACUUCAUUUCAAUUGUGGGUAUAGGAAGCUUCAUUAUGCAUUCAUACUUAUCUGGAACCUACCCUCCCCCCCAACAAAAACAAGGGUACUCUUGGUGAGGUUGUUUGAUAGUCAAUUCCUUGUUAUAUGCAGUACUGUACACUUGGAUGCCAAGUUUAUUUCACUCCUCUAUAUAUGUAGGGAAAAUAAGAAUGACAAUGAAGUUAAUCCUUAUGAGAUGCUGAAGACAGUCUGAUUUCUAUUUCAGUUCUCUAUAGCUGUUAGGGACAGUAUGAAUGACCAUUAACUCUAUGCGCCAUGAGCUAUUCCUCUAUGGUUUAGCUUGCAAACAAGAAACUGCUUUU
Molecule: messenger RNA, 2646 nt
Organism: Alnus glutinosa
Lineage: Eukaryota; Viridiplantae; Streptophyta; Magnoliopsida; Fagales; Betulaceae
Product: pentatricopeptide repeat-containing protein At4g38010
Exons: 1
Coding region: 246-2039 (597 amino acids)
Biological process (GO): RNA modification
Molecular function (GO): RNA binding; protein binding
Source: RefSeq, a predicted model, not a curated record